AUGUACAACCGACCCAGAGUUUUCCUCUUUGAGCCCUCGAGCUCGUGUAUAUUGUCGGGUCUUGGGCUCAAAGAUCUCCGCUCUACUUCACCCUCUUGUCUUUGA
Colletotrichum abscissum is the source of this 105-nucleotide messenger RNA. RefSeq lists its product as uncharacterized. The record is from RefSeq and is a predicted model, not a curated record. Bases 1 to 105 code for a protein of 34 amino acids. The transcript has a single exon. Lineage: Eukaryota; Fungi; Ascomycota; Sordariomycetes; Glomerellales; Glomerellaceae.